ACUUCAAACCAACCAAACAUCUCGAGCGUUUCGUGGCAGAUGAACGAAACGCGUCCUACAAUUACACACACACAGGCGCGUACUUGAGUCUUCAAACACCGGUCAAAACAAUCGAUCAGACCCGCGUGUGGAUGGACGAGCAUGCGUUAAUCUGACUGUGUUUGGAUCCGUGUACCUGCAGCUGAAUGACCGACGGCCCUGCACUGGCCUCUGUCUUCGGUCCCAGCCACUCGAGUCCAGACUUGCGUCUCCAUUGGAUGACCGGGACAACCGAGCAUCCCAUCCCGGCUGAAUGUUGACAUGGGAGAUUGGUGGUCGCCAACAAUGAUACCAGAACCAUCUCUUGACACCAAAGAGCUUUCCAGUAUAUCUGGGAUCAGCAUGUCUCCCCCCAGGCAGAAUUCCCUCCCGUCGCUGCACUCUACCAUAGUACUGCCCAAAACCUCCUACAGUGUUUUGAGUGCUUUUUGCACAGAGGAGAAUGUGUCCCAGUGUAUCACAUACAUCAAUCAGGAGGUGUGUUCUCUGGGCCUGUCUGGCUUGAGUUUGGACUCUAGUUCAGACACUCUGAGCACAGUGCCGGUUCUGAACCUCCUGUAUGAACUUCUGCAGCUGCAGAGGAGAGCUCAGCGCUCUCUACAUGAGCUGGAGACCCAACAGCUGAAGAACGGCAGUGACCUCGAACAUCUGCAGCACAACAACACCAGACUCAAAGACCAGUUGGAGCACACCAGAAGAGAGAACUCAGGCCUUCACGAGGGAGAGAGACAGCUACAGCUGAAGAUCAAGACCUUACAGAACUGCCUCAAGUCGGAGAAAGAGGAAGUACAGAAACUUCAAAGCAUCAUUGCCAGCCGUGCCACACAGUACAACCAUGACACCAAAAGGAAAGAGAGAGAGUGCACCAAACUGAAGGAGCGUCUCAACCAGAUGCUCAUGGACAAGAGGGACAAAAAACUCUCCAUUGAAGUGUCAAACUACGUGGGGAGGUCAGAUGGAAAGAGGGGCCUUUGGAAGACGGGGAAGAUGGAGGCCAGACAUGAGGGUGAGAUGUACAAAGCUCUUCUGAGUGAUUAUGAGUCUCGUCAGAGAUCUCUGAUGCUGGAGAACUCGGAGCUGAAGAAGGUCUUGCAGCACAUGAAGAGAGACAUGAUUUCCAUUCUCAGCCCCAAAAAAACUUGGGUCAAAACAGAGCCGGCAGAUGACAGCCUUGAACAGGCCAUCUCUGAUGUUGAAGAGGAGGUGGCUGACUUCAGCAGAGAGACUCUAGAGCAGUCCUGUGAACAGGCACGAGAGCAGCUCACCAACAGCAUCCGCCUGCAGUGGAGGAAACUCAAGAGCCACAUGCAGAGACUCGACAGCCAAGCGUCUCUGGUGGCGUGUCUGGAGCGUGAUGGAGAUGAUCUGAUCUCCAGAAGUGAACAUGAGGAAGAGAUGCAGCGCAUGAGACUGGAGCUGCAGCAGUGUAAAGAGUUCAUCCACAUGCAGCAACAGCUUCUGCAGCAACAGCUGAGCUCACCGUUUGAUGAUGAGACAGCAGCACUACUAAACGACUGCUACUCGCUGGAGGAGAAAGAGAGAUUGAAAGAGGAGUGGAGACACUUCAAUGAGCAGAAGAGGAACUUUGAGAGAGAGAGGAAGAAUUUCACUGAAGCUGCUAUUCGACUGGGACAUGAGAGAAAAGCCUUUGAGGAGGAUCGAGCUGCAUGGCUGAAGACCCAGUUUUUGAACAUGACUCCAUUUGUAGACCGCAAAAGACCUGCACUGCCUGAACCUCAAAGUGCCUUAUUAGUCAGUACAGAACCCGAGGCCAAAGUCCAGUCCACUCCACCCCUCCUGACACAUUCCCUGUCCUACACAGCGUUCUCCACACCCAAAGCUGCUCCAGUGAAGAUGACUUCCACCGCUGACCUCUACCGAACACUACGACUCAUUCCUGAGGGCAGAGGUCACGGCAGACGUCCGAGCAGUGAAACGUUGUCUAAAUCACGGAACUGCUCUGCAGACUGCAGCAUAAUCUCAUUGGCCAGAGAUGAGCAUAGCCCCAUCUAAAGGUACUGCAGUCUUACAGUGUGUUCACACUCACAAGAUACACUCCAUGAUUCAUGCGAGCAGCACUUGAAGCUUUCCUGGAGUCUUCCCAACAACCUGCUCCUUUACCUCCUGAUUUGCUGUGUUUUUCCUAUAGUUUGUAGCUGGAUAAAACUGAUUUCGGAGACAAUCAUUUGCUCACAUUUGCAUUGACCUCUUCUGAUCUCAUAGUGAUAAACUGCUGAAGAUGUAGUAAAGUUGCCAAUGUGUAUUGUAUAGUAGUUAUAACAAGAAUAAUAAUAUACAAUUAAUGAAUUAAUGAUGUAUAUACAGUUCAAUAGACAUCUCACAAUCUGAUUAUGCACUUUUAAGAGGAGCAAUAUUUUUUAAACACUAAUACAAAGCUAAUAUAAUUUUGAUGAUGUGUAUUGUUUUGCCAUUUUAUUGUGUGCCCACGAAUAAUUCAUAGUCUUGGGUUAGGUUUCAGGUAAGAGAUUUAGACUUAAAAGUUUUGAACUUUUAUGAUUGUAAUGCAGUGAAAUUAGGUACUAUGUCUCAUGUUUUAUGAUUUUUAAAUGUAAGACAUUAAAUGGGUUGUGAGUUAUUUCAUGUUUUUUUUUUUCACUGAAUGUUGUUUUUAUAUGGACAAAUCAUGAAUGUCUUUGGAAGAGUUUACAUUUUUUUUAGAAGCCACGUUUACAGACACAUUUCUCAGUCAAUGCAAUAAAGUUUGAAAGGUUUAAAAGGAACAGUUUGCAUUGUGUCA
Messenger RNA from Myxocyprinus asiaticus (Chinese sucker), 2797 nucleotides. RefSeq names its product synovial sarcoma, X breakpoint 2 interacting protein a (gene ssx2ipa). The transcript has 14 exons. NCBI's taxonomy places the organism in Eukaryota, Metazoa, Chordata, Actinopteri, Cypriniformes, Catostomidae. The coding region runs from base 301 to 2052 and encodes 583 amino acids. The record is from RefSeq and is a predicted model, not a curated record.